AUGGUUCAGCGCAUUGCUCGGGAAGCCGGCCUCCAGGCCUUCAUUGACGCCGUCGAGAAGGAUGGAUGCGUUAUCAUCAAAGAUUUCACAGACUUCGAAUCUCUCGAGCAGGCAGGAAGAGAAGUUCAACCAUAUCUUGAUGCAUCCAUAGCAGAUGCUGGAAGCACUGUGGGUGCGCUGAACGGAGGAACGGCCACUUGCACUCGGCUCGUAGGGCGAAGCAAGACGGUUCGGGAGAAGUACUUCUCCGACUCGUUAUACCAGAGCAUUGCCGACCAUUUUAUCGGCCUGGAGACAAAGAUAUGGUAUGGAUCAGAACCUACCAUCCAGAAAUCAAACCCCCUCCUCUCCAUCUCUAUCACAAUGUCCUCGCAACCUGGGUGCAUGCCUCAAAAGCUUCACCGUGAUGACAAGAACCACCACCAUAGACAUCAACAGGCGAGUCAAUACUCCAAGGGACGUGACAUGCUCAUUGGGUUGUUCGUCCCCGCAUGCGACACUUUCAAGGCCAACGGCGCAACACGCAUCAUCCCGGGUUCUCAUCUGUGGGGUGACGAUAAGCCUGACUUCGGAGAUGAUGGGAACAAAGGCGUUAUCGACGCCGAGUUGAAGAAGGGAGAGGCGUUUGUCAUGUUGGGCAGCCUCUACCACGGCGCUGGCGAGUAUACGCUCCAGAAUGGCUGCCGCACGGUGCAUAUCAUGUUUAUGUGCAGUGGUGUGCACCGCCAAGAGGAAAUCCCAUACCUGAGCUAUCCAAUUGAAGACGUCAAGACGUAUUCCCAGCUUGUGCGAGAUCGACUAGGAUGGAAACAAUCUGAGCCAAAUCUUGGAUGGGUUGACCUCAGGUCCCCGGAGUUUUUACUGGAGUAA
Molecule: messenger RNA, 870 nt
Organism: Clonostachys rhizophaga
Lineage: Eukaryota; Fungi; Ascomycota; Sordariomycetes; Hypocreales; Bionectriaceae
Source: the annotation of a GenBank genome assembly